CAGACGCUCUUCUGCCAGACUUUUCCAGAAGCAGAUUAGAUGCUGCCGCAUUAAGAGUCAUUAUCGCUGGUUAACAGAAUGACGUUAGACAUAUAACUAAUGUGAAAGUCUUUCGGUAAUAUUAAAGGUUUGGUUCACUGUGUUGUUAUCGCAAGAUGAAACGUAACUCCAGUGGAUCCACACUUAGGAAAAUUAUUAAUCCUUCAGAGAGCGAUCAAAUUGAUUCGAGGGACUUUGAAAACAGAACAGCUGCAUGCACAGCUCUGCAGGCAGAUGUUCCUCUGGCUGUGGUUGAGGAGAUCCUACUGAACCUGCCUGCACAUCAGGUGGUGCGAGUCUGUCGGCUGGUGUGUCGUGAGUGGAAGGAGCUGGUGGACAGUGCCUCACACUGGAGAGAGCGCUGUCGGAGAGAGGGGAUCCAGCCCUGUGAUGCUUCCAGAACCCCAGAGGACUGGCGCCUGUUUUACUUUAUAACUAAGAAACGACGGAACUUGCUCAAGAAUCCCAGUGCUGACGAUGGACUUCAAGGCUGGAAUCUGAUACAGGAUGGUGGUGACCUCUGGGAAGCACACGGAAAUAGACGUGCAUUUCCAGACAACACCGUCACCAAAUGUUUUGUGACAUCCUAUAUGUUAUGUUUGAAGCAGCAGCUGAUUGAUUUGAAGAAAGAAGGUUAUAGUGCUGCUUUCAUGGAUCAACUGCAACCUCAUAUCAAAAUAUCAGACUGGUAUACGGCACGCUCUGAUUGUGGAAGUGAGUAUCAGAUCUGUGUAGAGUUGCUUGAUCGGAGGAAAAACCCCAUCAGGACCUUUGAGCCUGAGAAAGUUAUAUUUGACUAUGGGAACAGUGAGCCGUGGUGUCAAAUGAUGCACGUUUUUAAGGAAUAUGGACCUGGAGUUCGGUUUAUUCGUUUCACUCAUGGAGGGAAGGAUAGACAGUACUGGGCAGGCCAUUAUGGAAUACGGGUCACUAACAGUAGUGUGGAGAUCUGCCCAGCUGCAGAGAGACAUGAACUGCUAUUGAGAUGAUGAAUUACUUGAAUGCAAUAAAUGAUUGAAAUGAAAA
Molecule: messenger RNA, 1065 nt
Organism: Megalobrama amblycephala (Wuchang bream)
Lineage: Eukaryota; Metazoa; Chordata; Actinopteri; Cypriniformes; Xenocyprididae
Product: F-box only protein 44-like
Exons: 6
Coding region: 156-1028 (290 amino acids)
Biological process (GO): glycoprotein catabolic process; SCF-dependent proteasomal ubiquitin-dependent protein catabolic process
Cellular component (GO): cytoplasm; SCF ubiquitin ligase complex
Molecular function (GO): protein binding; ubiquitin protein ligase activity
Source: RefSeq, a predicted model, not a curated record